Molecule: messenger RNA, 1325 nt
Organism: Vitrella brassicaformis
Lineage: Eukaryota; Vitrellaceae
Source: the annotation of a GenBank genome assembly
CUCAUCAUUGCCCACGCGAAUCCUGAGUAUCAUUGCCCACGCCUAUGUCGCUUAACGGACGGGAGACUUCAGGAUAUAAAACGUAGGCAGCGAUAUCAAGACUGAAAGCAGAAGGACACACAGGAAGAGGGAAUGAGGAUGAUGUUUAUCCUUUCCCACGUGCCCAGUGCCACACCGUGAUGUGUCACGACACCUAAACCCACACAGGCACACACACACAAAGAGAGAGAGAGACACACAGAGACACACACACAUAAGAAACAGGAUGAAAGCGGGCAAGAAUGGAUGUGUAUUUCAUUCGUGCCGUGUCUCUCACCUCUCUCAUUGCAAAAGAGAGGUGCCCCCGGCGAUGCUGCCUGACGCGCAGCAGCUGAGCGCGGGGCCUCCACACUUGGUGGAGUGUUCGGCAUGCAGGACGUGGAUGACGGGCGGCGUGUGGGCGGCCGAGACAAACUAAUUCAGCCUCUUUACCACGGAAAGGCAGUGCAAUUCAAAGAAACGGAAUGAGGCGGCUCCUUUAAGAUGGGACAGAAACCAUUUUGAAAGUGAGAACAUUCUUUUCAGCUGUGUACGUGUACCGACGUACCCUCACAGAAAUUCCUCCGAGGUUCAUCCACACGGUCGCUGUCCUGGGAGAGAGCGGCGACAGGGGACACGGCCGCCGCAGCACCACCAUCAUUCUCAUUUCGUCCACCGCCAGCUGCAGGAACACUGGGCGAAAGGCUGCUUGCAGAGCCGUCCCAUUGCUCCCGAGGUGGUGUUGCGCGGCUGCAGCACCACUGCGAGCACCACCAGCAGGACCAGCACCCUCAACACCCCUUGUUCCUCGACGCACACGCAGCCGCCUGCGGCCGUUGACCUCGGUAGAUGGCUGGGCGGCAGCCGCUGCUGCUGCGGAUGAGCGGGACGUCGCGUCCUCGUCCUCAAUUUCCGGACCUUCCUCCGCAUCCCAGCUUCUCACACUCCUCUGUACACAUCACAUACAUAUGCACACGCAGAAGACACACGUCUUUGCUCACAUCACCAUCCAUAUGCCUGUGUGCAUCCCGACCACUACUCACCUGGCGCUCGGGCGUGUGGUACUGAUCCGCCUGGCCUGGCUCCCCCGUCGUCCUCUCCGCUUGGCCUCCUUCCGCUGCGGCGGCUGCUGAGGUGGAGGCAGCGGCUGCUGGUGCGGCUGGGGUUGGGGCUGGAGAGGCUGCAGCUGAUGCUGCGGGACCGCUGCCUGCCCCCUGCUCGUCCUCCCUCCCCCUCUUUCGCUCCUCGCCCGUGGAGGUGUACCGAUGAACCCCCACAGACAUUCCCGCGGCCCUCAACUGAGCGAU